AUGGGACAUAAAGAAAGCCAUACUUACCUCCACAUACAACUCCUCACCGUCCUCCUGAUUGCCGGCGCAAUUGCGGCCCUCGUCGUGAUCCUCUAUUACUGUAUGACCGUCCUUUGGUUCAACAACCGCACUCACAGCAGCACUUCACUCCUCUGGCGGAGAACCCCAUUCGUGGCCGCACAACGAGGAGAACAACAACAACAGACUCCGAGCACCACCAGCACUACCACCAUGGCAGAGAACUCAAUGAACGAACUCAUCCCAGCCCACAAGUACUGCAAGGGUGGUCGUCACGGCACGGUGGCAGUCGGAGGAGAGGAUGGGGAUGGGGACGAUGAUGGCGUGUGUGCGGUUUGCUUGUGCGGGUUUGAAGAUGGGGAAGAGUUGAGGACGAUGCCAGAGUGCGUGCACUCGUUUCAUGUAGAGUGUAUCGAUAUGUGGCUCUACUCUCACUCCACUUGCCCCCUCUGUCGUACUGAUACCCCAUCCCCAUCCCCUCACUACAAGUUUACACCCUUAUUGGAUUCGGCUUUUCGAGGCUCCACCAUCCCACCAUCAGCCAACCACGUUGUACCCAAUUUUAGUGUGCUUUUUGGGAGUGUUAUGAUGGUCUAA
Messenger RNA from Camellia sinensis, 615 nucleotides. Lineage: Eukaryota; Viridiplantae; Streptophyta; Magnoliopsida; Ericales; Theaceae. The record is from RefSeq and is a predicted model, not a curated record.